This is a messenger RNA of Rosa chinensis, 425 nucleotides long. RefSeq names its product sterol 3-beta-glucosyltransferase UGT80A2. The transcript is spliced from 4 exons. The record is from RefSeq and is a predicted model, not a curated record. Gene Ontology annotation, molecular function: hexosyltransferase activity. NCBI's taxonomy places the organism in Eukaryota, Viridiplantae, Streptophyta, Magnoliopsida, Rosales, Rosaceae. The coding region runs from base 75 to 425 and encodes 116 amino acids. Gene Ontology annotation, biological process: carbohydrate metabolic process.
GCUCCGUACACUUGUUUUUGGUUUGUCCAUAAAUGUAAGCUUUAAUAAUAGCUUUAUAUUAUAUAUUUAUAGAUAUGUUCAAGAAUAAAGGUUUCUUGCCAUCGGAACCUUCGGAAGUAUCUAUUCAGCGACAGCAAAUAAAAGAAAUAAUAUUUUCUUUACUUCCUGCGUGGAAAGAACCUUAUCCUGAUUCGAAAGUCCCGUUUAAAGCAGAUGCAAUAAUUGCCAACCCACCAGCAUAUGGGCACUCUCAUGUUGCUGAGGCACUAAAAAUACCGAUUCAUAUAUUUUUCACAAUGCCAUGGACGCCUACCAGUGAAUUCCCUCACCCUCUAUCCUGUGUCAAGCGACAUAUUGGAUAUAGAUUUUCUUCAAUGCACUGUGCACUAGGUACUGAGGGACUAACAAUUGCUAAUAUCUAUUGA